CUGUCACGGCCCCCACUAUGAGCCCUACACCUGGGCUAUUGGCAGGCGAGACACUAGGGAGGAUAUCUGGAGAGCGGGAGACUCAGAUUGGAACUUGGAACUUCCCUCUCUCAAGGAUCAGUCAGUUGGUCAGUGGUGCACACACGAUACAGUCGUCUUGCCUGUGUCUCGUUGUGGAUUCGGUGCAUCUUCCUUGGUGAACCUGUGUGUGU
This is a messenger RNA of Parathielavia appendiculata, 212 nucleotides long. RefSeq lists its product as uncharacterized. The record is from RefSeq and is a predicted model, not a curated record. The coding region runs from base 18 to 200 and encodes 60 amino acids. Lineage: Eukaryota; Fungi; Ascomycota; Sordariomycetes; Sordariales; Chaetomiaceae. The transcript has 2 exons.